CGCUCGUGCGCGUGCGUGUAUGUGUGUGAGUGAGUGAGAGUGUGUGAGUGUAUGUGUGUGUGUGUGUGUGUCAGCCGUACCCAUCAUGGCCCCUGAGCAGCAGCUGAUCAGACGGACCGCGGCUCCGCCAUCCUCCUCCAGCGAGCAGCGGCACCGGUGAGGAGGCUCCAUGUGUCCUCCAUCCUCGGUCAGAUAUCUGAGCAAGAGGGCCGCUCUCCAGCCGCCCAGCGCGAACAUGAAUAGGGAUUAUUCCAUUAAUCUAUCGGUGCAGCGAGUGCUGAGCCUUUGGGUCCAGGGCACGGUACCAACCCUACAGCACUUCACAGAAAUGUGGUACUGGGUGUUCCUGUGGUGUCUAUUCUCGUCUCUGUUCGUUCACAGUGCCAUGGGUCUGCUGAUGUGUGUGACACUGCAGCGUCAUAAGAGAGGACGGCUCAUCACAGUGGUGCUCAUCAGCGUGGGGUUCCUGGCUUCUCUCACCGGCGGGGUCAUCACCAGUGCGGCAGUAGCAGCUGUGUACCGUGUGGCAGGGAAGGACAUGGCUCCUCUUGAAGCUCUGGUGUUUGGAGUGGGCCAGACCGCUUUCACCGUCGUCAUCUCAUUCUCACGGAUCUUGGCCACCCUCUAAAUGGACUAAAAGUAUCAUUUACUGAAUCACCCAACAGCCAAUCAGCUGGCAGAAGAGCCAGGGAAGAGGUGAGUUGGCUCAAAUCACAGAGGUUUGGUCUGCGGUACAAAACGAUGAGCUUUACGAGUCAUUUAUGGCCAAUGGACCAUUAUAUGAAUCCCUCUGGAAUGGCAGUCUUGGAGAAUUUGACAUUUUAAGAAGCAAAAACAGCAUUAUAAGCCAAUGACUGAGACUCAAUCUACGUGCCAACUGCCUCGAUGCAGGAUUGAGAUGAAUCUUGGGAUGUCUGUUCAUCUUUGUUAAACAUUUGUUUAGUUUUUUGCACAUGGAUCAUUUCAGCUUUAUGUAAACUGGGUGGUUUUGGAGCUGUAGCUGGGCUGCAACACCAAGAUGGAUGCACCAAAAACAUCCUCUAAGAAGUUGACUGUCAUUAUGUCUGUCUGUCCUCAAACAUUUUCUAAUUCUGCUCAGCUGAAUGGCCCGAAGCAUUCAUGUUUGUAUUAAUAUGGAUUAUCACUCGUCCAGCAGUAUUAUUACAUCCAUAACAAUACCUUCUUCUCCUUCUCUCGUUUCUCGUUUUCCUUCCACUUUGCACUUGCUGCAUUUUGAAAACUGUCUAAAUGGUGUAAGAUCUGUAGAAAGUUACAUUGGGAUCCAAUAUGGACUUUAAUUCAAGGAAGUUUAUGUGUUAAUCUGGUCUCUUGUAACCAAUAUAAAUUCACUCAUAAUGGAAAAAUGCCUUAUAACAAAAUGGAAACAUAAUGGAACAUCAGUAUGAAUUUUAACUCUGGUAUUUAAUCAAAUGUCAGUUUUAAAGCAAAGAAAACAAGUAUUCAAAAAGCCACUAUAUGGCCUACAACGUCUUGUUCUAUGUCAAGAUGUAAAGUAAUCCAUCAUCUGCUAUUAUAUCAUGGACACAUUCAAAUUUGAUCUUGUCCUUGUAUAAAUACUCCCGUAUUUAACAUCUUCAUGUAUGAUCCAUUUUAUCCAGAAUUGCUGUGGCAAUACUCUCCCUGCUCGAAUAUGGGGACUCAAACCUCAGGCCUUAAAAGACAAGACAGACGCUUUCAUCCUGGACUUGUCCUAAUCAGUUUGAGAGAGUAAAUCAAUGGGUGAUUUUGUCCUCUGGCAUCACCAGUUGAACAUGAAAAAUAUAUCGUGCUUGAAAGCUCUUGUGUGGAAGUGCACUCCGAUGCCAUAAUGAAAAUGGUCACUUGUGCGUCUUUGCAAACAGAUUAUAAUUAUGCCUUCCAUAAGUUUCCAUUUUUACUGACGGACUUCGCCAAAAAGUUUGAACUACAGUGGAAUAGGAGCGAGUGUACUGAUGUUCAAAUGUUAAAGUAAUAGUUCACCCAAAAAUGAAAAUUUGCUCAAACUCACUCUCAGGCCUUCCAAGAUGUAGAUGAAGUUGUUUGAACAGAUUUGGAGAAACUUGGCAAUACAUCACUUUCUCCCCAUGGAUCCUCUGCAGUGAAUGGGUGCCGUCAGAAUAAAAGCCCUGAUACAAACAUCACAAUAAUCCACAAGUAUUCCACACGACUCCAUUCCAUCAAUUAACAUCUUAUAAAGUGAAAAGCUGCAUGUUUGCAAUCCAUUUUUUACUUCAAACUGUUACUUCUGGUUAAAACAUGAGUCCUAUAUUGAUGUAAGAGGACAACAGGGGAUGGACUUCUUCACUGAAGUUUUAUGGAUUGUAAAGUGACGUGAUGUGUAACCAAGCAUGGUGUCUCAUACUCGGAAUUUGUGCUUUGCAUUUAAACCAUCUACUAAGUGCAUGCAGUUACUAAGUGCAGCCAUGUUUGCUGCACCACCUGGGUAGCAUUUGGGGGUUCGGUGUCUUGCUCAAAGGUUUCACCUCAGUCAUGGUAUUGAGUGUUGGAAGAGAGCGCUGCACAUUCACUCCUCCCACCUACAAUCCCUGCUGGUAACGAGACUCGAUCCUGUGACCUUCAAGUUUAAAACGCCUUGAUGGAUUUGUUUCUUACAAAUACAAAGCUUUUCAGUUCAUGAGACUAAUAGAUGGACUGGAGUGGAGUGGAUUUCUUCUGGAUUAUUGUGAUGUUUUUUAUCAGCUGUUUAGACUCUCAUUCUGACGGCACCCAUUCACUGGAGAAGAACUAUUGGUGAGCAAGUGAUAUAAGGAUACAUUUCUCAAAAUCUGUUCAGAUGAGAAAACAAACUCUUGAAUAUCUUGGAUGGACUUAGGGUGAUUAAUUUUUCAUUUCUUGGUGAACAAUUCCUUUAAAUGGAAAAGGUUUUGAAUGGGGAAAAGUGUGGAAUGUGACGACUGCUUGUGUUCUACGAUACCUCACUGCUGCCACUGGCUUUAUUAUUAACAAAACUUUCCUUUUUUAUCCAUUCCAUUUUUAUGAACACCAUGAAUUUUGAUGUUUUAAUGCUAAUUGUAACCUGAUAGUUGAAGACCAUUUACUAUAUUUUGUUGUACAAUUGAUUUACAUUUGAAUGUAAAUGUCUGAAAAUAAUUCUUUUUUUUUAUUGUUUAGUAGCACUUUUUAUAAAGCUUUAUAUAAAUAAUGCAUCAUUAAGGUAUUCAUAAAUAUAAAGAAUAAUCAAUUAUCAAGACAAGAAUUGCUGUUGUUACUGGUAUAAAUAAAGGGAUUUGAACAAACUAGUAUUCAAUUACAGAAUAGAACGACAACAUUUUUACCUUGUGGACGGAAAAAUGGGUGCAAAUUAUGAAUUAUUGUUAAAAAGUUUCAUAAUCAUUUCAUCAUUAAAGCUUCAUAAUUAUCAGCUUUUUUUCAUAGCAUGUGAAACAUUUCUAAAACUCAAAAUGAGCUUUUCAGUGAUUCAUCUUUUAAUAUCCAUUCAAUCUCUGCAAGACUGAUGCCAAACUCCACCUGUUUAUUACUGUAUUGGGCAUUACAAAAGAGCAUAUUCCUAAUGUUUGUUUGUUUAUUAACAGCUCAUUUAUGUGUGGCCGUUGUGUCAAAGUCAAUAAUGUCUGAUUGUUAGAUUAAAACACUAUUGUGUGAAACAAGUGAUGUAUGAAGCCACUGAAACAUGAUCAUUGUUCUGUUGUCAUUGACAUACUGUUUAUUUAAGCCAAAGUAUUCCUUAUCUCUUCAGCUUUAGGAAUGUUUUAAUUGAAUAUGAUUUUUAUGGAAAGCAACCUUUUUAUUAUAAUUUUUUUAAAUUAUGUUUUUUCUUGUCAGAAUAUCUCAGCACUAAUUAAUGUAGUCUGAACUACUGAAAAGGCUGAUUUCCCAUUUGUUGAUACUGUGAAAGACUUUCGGAUGUUAUUAAUGAGUUAAGGUAUUGAUGAGGGUGUUGGAUGUAAUGGCUAUUUACUUAUCUUAUGCAACUUAAAAGGUCAUUUUCAUUACCAGACUAGCUCUGCAGAGGGCGUCAGUGUACUGUGAAUGAGUUUGAAACACAUCCUACUGUCAAAGGAAACUGAUUGUAUGUGUAGAAUUAUGCAAGUCUAAUGCGUUGACUUGAUUCAUAAUGGGUUUCAUGAGGGAUUCUGUGUGUCGGAAAAGAGUCACUUUUUUGUUGAUUAAACAUUGGUAUGAUGCAUUUGCCCUUUAAUUUAUUUGGAAAUCCAUUACUGAACUAUUCAGUACUACGUAGUUUUAGUUAAGCAGUUCAGAAUGACAUACUACCAUGCUAUUUACAAUUUUUGCAGUAAACUGCAGAUUUUUUUAUUUUAUGUUUUAGUAUUCUGACUUGUUUUGCAGAAUACAAAUCUAAAUAUUCUUAAAUUAAGAUACACAAGAUAUUAAUUCUUGUUUUCAGAAAAUUCUUAAAAAUGUUAAGCUUAAAACAAGAAAAUAAUAAUAAUAAUAAUAAUCUGCCAGUGGAGUAAAAAACAACUUUCUAAUUCAGAGUGAAAACAAGUCAUGUUUGUUUUUCUUAUCCCAUUGACACAUAUUUGUAGUUUGUUUUAAUCAUUAAAUAUUAUUUGUAAUUUUGUCUAUUUGUUUCAGAAAAUAACACAUAUAUCUGCAUAGUAUACAGUAGGCAGAAGGCAAGUAUUCCAUUCUGAACACAACCAUACAGACUUGACAUUGUUUUGACAAAAUGUUUUGGAUUUGAGUAUAUCAGUUGAAUUAAUUAUGACUUUGUUUUAUUAUUUAUUCAGUCCACGUUUGUAGAGAACAUAAAAUCAACUGUAUGCAGUCUUAUGUAUUUUUGCGACUUUAGAGCCCCCUACGGUUAAAAGGGUGGAAUUCACUGACUUAAUUAAAGCGGAUAGCUUUACACACAUUUGUUGCUUAGCGGAAUUUUCUUUUACUGUCUAUGGGAAUUUUUUACCCGCUCACCAAACUUACUUCCCGAACAGACAAUUGUGGGGAGCGCAGAAAAGAAACAGAAGCCAUUCGCCUUAUUAGAAGGCGGUGUACCAUCAGAAUGAUUUUGAAACUGAUAUUUUCAAAGUAAAAACGAACAUACAGUUGUUUGAAAUUGUAAGGGGAAAAAAAGGAAAGAUAAUUGGGUAAUGUAGUGGCAUAUUUAACAUAUCAAUUGUGUUUGACAUGAUUAGCAUGAUGAUGAUUAGCUUUAGGUGUCCGUGUUUAUGAGUGAAGCUGUAGAUGUGUUGAAGUGUUCUCUCUGUGUAUGUAGAUGUGUUUGAGUGUAUCGAAAUGCCUUUACUGAUUUGAGAUGGGGUGUUUUCUCCAAAUAAGGUUUGAUUUAUACUUGUGUUUUGAUAAAGAUUGACUGAUCAUAAUUGUUUUGAAAUACUUUUAUAGCUGCCUUGAAAAUUAUGGGUUCAUAUAACUCUGCCCCAUGAUGUUAAAGUAAUAGAAAGCUUUGCUUUUUGUUGUUUUGCACAGUUUUAAGGGCCAUAAAACCAGUUUAGCAGCUCAAUUGGCGUCCUUAUGACCCAGUCAUAUUCAGAGCUGCUAAUUGGUUGGUUGGUUAUGCUUAAGUCAUAUGCUUCUCAAAAAAGUCUUAUUUUGAGUUGAAGAUGUGGGAUGAACAGAUGGUAAGAUUUCAGGCCUUGGAAAUACUUGAGAUGGAGAAUAUUGCAAUACAUUGAGGGAGAUGACACAGCACAUCCAAGACAGAUACUAGGUUUGUUUCCCCUGUUAACAUACUACAUUCAGACAUGUGUCUGUCAUGUGUCUGUACCUCAGUGAUUGCAUGCAAAAGUGCAACUCCUCUCAGACUUUAAAGUGUGCAAACGGAUUUCUGACAAUCCCUGUUAAAUGCCACUCCGCAAGAAGUGGCAUGUGUAGAUAGUGUAUGAUAUGUUCUUUUUUAAUUUUGUAUGAGCAAACAGCACCUCUAAUUAUGUACAAAUGCUCCUCUGUAAAACACCUUGCGGUCAGUUGAAAUAAAAAAGUUUUGCAGUAAAA
Carassius gibelio (silver crucian carp) is the source of this 5952-nucleotide messenger RNA. RefSeq names its product transmembrane protein 170B. The transcript has 3 exons. Gene Ontology annotation, cellular component: plasma membrane. NCBI's taxonomy places the organism in Eukaryota, Metazoa, Chordata, Actinopteri, Cypriniformes, Cyprinidae. Bases 170 to 628 code for a protein of 152 amino acids. The record is from RefSeq and is a predicted model, not a curated record. Gene Ontology annotation, biological process: negative regulation of canonical Wnt signaling pathway.